AUGGAAGUUGGCACUGUACGCCUGACAUGGCGCAGCCAAGCUGGAAGCCGUGUGUCGUAUGCCAUUGCGCAUGGUCGUGCUGCAGUGCCUGAAGUGGCAGCGGAUGGCAGUGAGGCCACCAGGUUCUUGCACAUCUCUAAGGUGUACUGCAUGGCGCUAACGGUCUCCAAAUGCGUAGGGAAGCCCCACAGGCAAAAGCGAAUGAGCCGAAGGAUCUUGAGGGCCAGAAAGGCAGAGAGCGACUCCUCAAUCUUCCAAAGAAUUGCGGACAUUUAUUCCAAGGCAAACGAAACGGCCAAGGCGAGCCGCUGGUAUCAGCUGUCAUCGGAUCUGCAACCCACACAGACGGGACACAUUGGGCCCCAGAGCAAAUCGGCUCAGCAUGACCAGGCAACGUCCGCAACGGCAGCGGACGAAUACGAGAAAACGUCUCAAAAACAAGCUGACCGGCGUGUCAAGCUCCAGGCAGCUCCUCGCGAAUUCAACAAAGCUGGUGCGUGGAUACAAGCCGUGCCAUCGACCAAGAAUCUGAAGGACUUGCGGGCAUUACAGUCUCAUGCAGGGUGGUCCUCCGCGAUGACAGCAAAGAUCCUGGAGCUGUGUGAGAGAAGGCAGCCUCAUCUGGCUGAGCUUUGUUUAAGACCCAUGCUGCAGGCCGCGACAGUGCCCCUUGCCGCUUCCAGGGCUGUUGCUAAGGUGAUCACCCAACUAGCCGAAGGCGGCUUGCCCGGUCUGUUCCAGGCCGAGGCUCUCAUGGAGAGGUUGCUCGACCUGUUGCACUGGCUUCAACGGCUUCGUGAGGUCUCAAAUCGAGAGACCCAACGAGAAACCAUCGAGUCCAUCCGACUUGUCCUGCUGAGGGCUGGACCCAGGUUGGUGGAGAUGUGUAUUGUUGAGGGAUGCACCUGGCAAGGGGAGCGCUGGUUGGUCCACUUGAUGCAGCUGGGGUACGCAGGCAGCUUGAGAGGUCAACUCUGUGAACGUUUGGCAAUGGAGGAUGUUCUGAAAGCCGAAUCCUGGAUGGUAGCCUGGGUGCACGAGCAUGUUACCCAUGUUACUACCGCCGAAGAAGCAGAGGUUCCGAAACCUCCAAAACCUCAGUCCUGUGAUGUUGCAGCUCUUUGCAAGGGAUUUUUGCGAGAUCCGCUGACGCACUUCAAGGUCAUUCCUUGGUUGGAAUUGGCUCUAGAGGUGGGGAUAGUCCUAGAUGUGAUAGACUUUGAGCCAGUCCUUACGAAGAUGGUUCAGUUCAAUCGAAUCCAGAAGCGACCAUACAUUCUGGGGAGUCUCAUUCGCAAGUGUUGCGAUUUCGACCACAUCAUACUGGCAGAGAAGUUGACAGAUUUGAGCAUCCAGCAUGCCUUUGAACCACAGCAGAUGGUGUCGAUACUGAUGAGUCACUUGGCUCAGCAUGGACGAUCUGACCAGGCAAAGCCAUGGAUCAAUAAGAUGCUCAAUCACAGGCUGGUGCCCGAUGCACAGACUUUUGUGGUUUGCAUCCGUGCGACAAGGGAUGUGGCUACUUCCAGCGAGCUGCUUGCAAAGAUGAUCGUUGCUCGAGUUGAGACUAACUGCUACAUCUACUCGGCUGUCAUUGAUACCUGUGCUGUGGCUGACUCCGCAGCCUUGGCCGUUGCAUGGUUUGAGGAGGCGAAGACUUCGGGUGUGCAGCUCAACACACACUGCUACAAUGCGGUCUUAAAUGCACACACUCGUUCUCAAGAUGCUGAUUCGGCUGUAGGCUGGAUUCAGAACAUGAGUGCUGAUAGCAUCUCUCCGGAUGAGAUCAGCUACAAUUCCGUGCUUUCUUCGUUUGCCGCAACUGGGCCAGAUGCCACCUCCAAAGCUGAAGCCAUCCUCAGCCAAAUGCAAGCGGCAUCGAUUGCGCCAACCAUGCAAACGUAUAUAAACCUGCUUCAUGUUGCUGCAAGAUCUGGGGACAUGUGCAUGGCUGAAACCUGGUAUGAACGCAUGUUGGCAUCGGGCUUCUCGCCCGAUGGCGCCAUCUUGAGGAUAUUGAUAAAUGCGGCAGCAACUUCUGGUGAUGUAUCGCGAGCCGAGUUCUGGUUCAAAGCUGCGAUGAGCUCGGGAGAGCCACAGCAAGAUCAACAAGUCGUGUACAACACCCUCAUGAAGGCAUAUGCCAAGGCAAAUGAAGUCCAGAAGGCAGAGGGGCUGUUCUUGAGCAUGUUGAAAGUGUGCAAGCCAAGCGAGAUCACAUUUGGCAUCUUAAUGGAAGGGAGAGCCUCGAUUGGGCAUCUUGAAGGUGUGAGAUACUGGCAACAGCGGUUCCGUGAAACCGGAGGUGAAAUCAAUCUGGUCAUGUACAAUCUCCUUCUGAAGGCCUGCGCCAUGGCGACGCCACAGGAAGGUACGGAGGCUGAAGAGACAUUGAAAUUGAUGCUGCGCAGCUCUGUUGAGCCCAAUUUUAUCAGUCUAAGGACCCUUGCACUUGCCAUCGGGAAGCCUGCAGCACAAAGUCUGUGCAACAGUCUGCAGCUUGAAUGGGGUCGACUAUGUCGAACUUUGACGAAUAUCGUGUUCCUUUACUGCCUUGCUUCCUCACAGCACCCUGGCUCCGUGUUCAAGCUGCACAGCCUCAGCUGUAAGUUUGUAAGAUACAUACACUAUCCAGCCAAUGGAAUGCUGUCAUUGACAGCUGUGGUGGCGUGCAUCCUCACAACAGGUCAAGGGCUUGGCGACCACCGUGCAGAUGUGUACGAUUCGUACGAUGCCACGCUUGAUCUGGAAGAAGGUGCUGGUCGUGGCCAGAAGGAAUCGGCGCUGGGAGCACGCACUCUUGAGCUGUUACGAAAUGGACAUCAAGACGUCUUGCCUGUGAAAGAUGUGAAGGAGCUGGUGGACUGCCUCGGCUUCUCCGUGGCCUCUUCAUGCCCACAAGCAGCCGACAAAGACGCCUGUCAACAGACAGUGGUCGAAUAUGAUGGUGUGCGAUAUGUCUGCUUCUACACACAGAAAACAUAUGGCAGCAUCUCUUCCACUUUGCAAGAAUCCCGCUGCAACAUUGACAUGAGGAGCAGUGUCUGUAAGGCAGUGAGCUGA
Symbiodinium natans is the source of this 3063-nucleotide messenger RNA. The record is from the annotation of a GenBank genome assembly. Lineage: Eukaryota; Dinophyceae; Suessiales; Symbiodiniaceae.